Molecule: messenger RNA, 2613 nt
Organism: Suillus subalutaceus
Lineage: Eukaryota; Fungi; Basidiomycota; Agaricomycetes; Boletales; Suillaceae
Exons: 10
Coding region: 1-2613 (870 amino acids)
Source: RefSeq, a predicted model, not a curated record
AUGGCAAUACCCUGUGUGAAUGCACAGUCUGCGGAGUCUCAAAGACUUCACCAUUUUCUGUGUUGCAAUGUCAGCAAAGCUUUGACAAGGAAAUACUUGCACAGGAGCUUUUUGCUUUGUCCAAACUGUAACAGGGAGUUCCCUUCUAUCAAGGCAAUCAUUCUGCAUCUCAAUUCUCAGUCUACCUGUUGGCCUCACGAAUCACGUUCACAUUCAUCACGAUCAUCUACCACCGGCCAUUAUCAUCCUCAAUCUGGCUAUAUCUUCGGUGUCGGCAAAAACCUAUUCGACAGGUUGCAAGAAGAUCCAUAUGAUUAUUGGAGAAAAAGCAACACUUAUUAUCCUUUUCAUGACGAAGGGGAGUGGGAAUUGGGAAGGUUUCUGGUUGAAAACCUGACUCAAACUCAGAUCGACAAGUUUUUGAAGUUGAAAUGGUUUCACACCCGUCCAAGACCAUCUUUCUCCUCAAAGGACCAACUUCUAGACUGGAUCGAUGCACUGCCAUCAUUUGUGCCAUGGAAGGUCUCAAACAUAGAGUUUACAGGCUACAAGACUACUUACCCUGUGCAACUCAUCUGGCAUGAUGCUUUAGAGGUCGUCAAGCAGCUCUUCAGUGAUCCGGUUUUUGCCAAUCACAUCACCUUUCAGCCCCAUGUUGUCAAUACUGGAGGUCAACGAGAAUAUGGGGAUUAUAUGAGUGCCGAUAUGGCAUGGAAAAUCCAGGACCAUCUCCCGGUCGGUGCUACACAAGUACCGAUCAUCUUGGGGUCAGAUAAAACACCUGUGACAUGCACCACUGGAGGGCUCGAGAUGCACCCACUCUUCAUCACAAUCGGUAACCUCGAUUCAGAAAUUCACUCCAAGGCCACACUACGAGCUUGGCGUUGUAUCGCUUACAUGCCCAUUGCUAAGUUUCGUGUACAUCCUGACUAUCAGGGCAUUCUGCAGGCAAGACUAUGGCAUAAAUGUGUCGAUCUUGUGUGCGCCAGCCUCAAGGUUGCAGCAAAGGAUGGUUGUUUUAUGCCUGAUCCUUCUCGAUACAUUUGUUAUGUCUUUAUGCCACUUGUCACUCACAUAUGUGACCUGCCAGAGGCUACCAUGAUCACCACAGAGGUCGAUCCUUGGGAUCUCGACGCAUUCCAGAAGGCAGCAAAAGUGGUUCACCUGUCUGGAGUUCACAUGCCAUAUUGGCGUGAUUGGAUAUAUGUGUGCCCAUCUGUCUUUCUUACUAGUGAAGUUUUGCAUUCCUGCAUCAAGUUUUUUGCAGACCAUCCACUCAAUUGGGUCAAGGAGACGGUAGGAAAACAUGAGCUCGACACUCGCUUCAUGGUUCAGCAUAAGCGGGUGGGAACACGCCACUUCACCAAAGGUGACUGCGAGCACCAAGAUAUUCAAUGUACCAUUGUUGCUUCAAUUGCAGGCGCUGCUCCACCCAGAUUCAUUCGUUCAAUCUGCGCCCUCGUAGAGUUCAUCUAUCUUGCCCAGAAUCCCGUUCAUUCUCCCAAUUCCCUACAAUCAAUGGUUCAGGCACUUGCAGACUUUCACAGAUUCAAGGAUGCUAUCAUCGAUGCUGAGGCAAGGAGGGGAAAGAAGGGCGUGAAGGAAGAUUUUUUCAUCCCAAAAUUAGAGCUAUUGCAAAGCUUCAGAGGCACAGUUGAGAGACUAGGCUCUUUGAUGCAUCGGCGGUCUGCUGACUUUACAGAGCAGUGCGUACGGAUUCUCAGUCGCCACGAGUCAAUGGAGUUAUUUAACCUGUAUGCACUAUUCUAUUCUCAAGUAACAACUGUCAAUCCAGCACUUUCUUGGGUUUCUCAUGUUCUCCCUGAUGAAGCGCAUUCUGUUCACGGACCUCGACCAGUUCGGAAUCAUUUUCUCAAGGGUGUUCUUUCUGGAGACGCUCUCACUGCCUUCCAUCUGACUUCAAUGCCAGAUUUUAAGGCCCUGACAGCUACCAGUAUUCAAACCAAAUACUCACUUGUCGACUUCACUCAUGCGCUCUCUCAGUUUAUUAAUCGUCUAUCCCUCUCCACUGGCGAGCACACCCAUUGGGACCAUAGAUAUGGUCACUUUCGCACGUGGAACAAAUUCCGACUACAACUUCAUUCUGCGCUCCAGUCACGGGUCAUCAUGCCCAGUAGAGUGAUACAAGUGUACCCACCAAGUGAUGCAUUCCCCCUCGGAAACUGUGAUACCAUCCUAAUCAAUGUCGCAGGCAAUAAUGGCCAAAGUACCAAUCGUGUUGCACAAGUUCGGCUUAUUUUUCAGCCAAAGAUUCCACAGGUGUCUGACCUGGUGCUGCCAACAUUCCUCUCCAGUCCACUCCUCUACAUCCAAUUCUUCCAUUUCGUCGCUAAUCCCAAUGAUUGUCCCGAACUUGCAAUGUGGACGAUAGAGCGCACAUACAUGGUAGACAAACAUGGCAAACACUAUAGGUGUGGUGGUGUGGUAUCAUUGGUGGAUGUAACACACGCUGUUGAAUUGAUACCAGAAUAUGGUAGCAAGGUGGACGAGAAGAUUUCUUCAGCCACUUGUUUGGAGGGUUAUGACCGGUUUUUCCUGAACAGCUUUGCAGAUAAGGAAAGUUAUCAUACAUUUAGCACAGAGUUCACAUAG